CCACUACUACCGUUGAUGGAAGUCGCUGCCGUCGCCAAACCACCGCGCCGCCGUAGCUGUCUCCGAGAAGGUCGUUGGAGCUUGCUGAGGUCUGAAGCAAUUCAUCCAUGUCAGUGCUCAUUUUUAUCCCCUGUUCUGUCUCUGCCUUUGGGUUCUGCGAGUCGUCGGAGCCCUCCGCCACCGGGAACCAACAUUCGAGCUGCCCAGGAAACCACCAUUAGAACCACUACUAUUUUGUUACUCUGCACCGCCGCAGCUGCCACCGAGGUCGUUGGUGCUUGUCAAGAGUGCUAUUCUGGUUCUGAAUUGAUUAGUUCAUGCCACUGCUGCUGCUGAGAAGUGAU
This is a messenger RNA of Arachis ipaensis, 344 nucleotides long. NCBI's taxonomy places the organism in Eukaryota, Viridiplantae, Streptophyta, Magnoliopsida, Fabales, Fabaceae. The record is from RefSeq and is a predicted model, not a curated record.